UCAUCGGUUUCUGCGAUGAAAUUAACACAUAUUUAGGCCCGUGGACGUUUGAUUCACACGCUAAAGCAAUGUCCAUCGAUUUCGAUAGCGCUGCCUUACAAACGCAGCAUGAUGAGGAGGAGGAAUAUGAUCAAGAAGAUUACGCACGGGAGCAGGAGCUGCAUAAGCUCCUGACCGACCUUCCAGAUGAUAUGCUGGAGGAUAGUCGUGACUGCUCUUCCCCUGAGCUGGACUACUCAACCUGCAGCCACCAAGGAGACAACAGGUCACAUUCUUUGAAUGCACACCAUAAAUGGUCAAAUCAGCCAGGGGCACCUCCUGCUGAAGAGGGUUACACCUAUGACAGCACAGCGUCGCAGCCAAACAGCCAUGCUGAUCAUCUCCGGGGUGGAACGGAGCAUUUACCCCAUGCCUGGGACCCACAUCAGGGCCAGAACUAUCAGUAUGAGUCUGACGACUGUGUCUACUCCUCUGCAGAAACAGCAGAGUCCAAUGGCAUCAAUACCUUAUCUACUGAGGAGGGGUAUGAACAGGAAGCUUACCCACACUCAGGUCUCCACCAUGGGGCAGAGUACCAUGGAGCGGAGGCUAAGGUAGAUGCUCAAGUCUAUGGCGAACAUGUGAAUGUCAUAAACCAUUUUCAGAAUUUUGAUAAUGGGAUAAGUGAGCGCAAAGCUGUUGACUGUUACAAAGCCACUUUCCGUCCACAUAAUCCAACAAGCCAACCAAAGAUGUUCAACACGAAGUCAUCUGCACAAAAUGACAACUUUGACCAGCUUCAAAGAGACUUUCUCGACUCAUCACCAAGUACUCUUGAUGCACAGGAGUAUGCUCAGUUGAAGAUUUUAAAUAAAGCUCAGUCUAGGCAGAUUGAGGACCUGGAGCAGAAUCUGGAGGACAGCAGGCGUAAAAUGAGAUAUUUGGAGCAUCAGUUUGCCAUUGUCAAAGAUGAAAAAGAAGGCCUGACAAUAUCGCUGAAGGAGUCCAGUCGUCUGAUAGAGGAGGCAAAAGAGAGAGAAUCUCAGCUACAAGGCAAAGUCAGGUCCCUAGAGCGGCAAAUCCAUUCCCUUACUGAGAGAGAACAGGAGAACAUGAAGAAGCAGCGUGUUGCAGAGGCAGCAGUAGACAGCAUGCAGCAGCAGAUGAUGGAGCUGUGUCGCUCAGACACGCUGACACGAACGCGGGAGCAGCAUGACCGAGACAUGGCUGCCAUAAGGGAACAGCAUGAGGCUAGAGUCCUCGCCCUUCAGCAAAAACAAGACUCACUUACUCAGAGCCUGGAAGAACAGGUGCAGGCGGCCCAGAGGCUGCGGGAGCAGGUGAGGCAGCUGGAGAGGCAGAGGGAGGAGGAGCAGGUGGACAGAGCUACAGUCAUCAAUGCCCUCACACAGCGCUUGGAGGAGAGCCAGCAGCAGUGUGCCAAGCUGCUUCAGACUGGGUCUGUGCAAGAGAUGAGCCAGAUGCAAAUAAAGCUACAGCAGGCACAAUCUAGCCGGAACAUCAGUGAGAACAUGAACAAAGCACUGCAGGAAGAAUUGAGUGAGUUGAAAGAGCAGAUCACCCUGUAUGAGUCUGCUGUCAAGCUUGGAGCUGUUUCUUUUGAUUCCAACACAGAGUGGGAAAACCAACUGUCAGAGUCUUAUAUAGAUCUGGGUAUCAAGAAAGUUAACUGGAAAAAUAGCAGGAAUCACAGCACUCCAGUAUUACCAGACUCCAGUCUUCCUAAGGAGGAUUUGGUGAGAGAGCUCAAGAUUGAGCUACAGCGGUGCCUGUCACAGCUGAAAACCAAGAGGCAGAAGAUCUCUCAGUUACAGGAGGAACUGAGGACCUCGCAAAACCGCAUGGAACAGCUACAGACCCAGCUAGAUGGAGUGGAGAUGAGGGCUAAAGACUCUGUGGUGAGAGAAAGCAGCCUAGAAAAGCUGUUGGAGCCAUCCAACACGGUUUCUCAAAAAGAGCUUAUAAAAUUAGAAGAGGAACGACAGAACCUGCAGAAGAGAGUAGAGGCCCUUGAGGUACGGAAUAAGGAGCUGAAGCAGAGUGAGGAGAAGGUCAAAGCAGCUAAUUCUGAGCUUUGCACCAAAAUGAGGGAGAUGAUUCAGGAGCUUGACCUGGAGAAACAGGAGGCUGCAGAGAGGUAUGAGAGGGUCCAGCAGCAGUACAGGGAUGAUGUGGUACAGCGUGUCCGUGCAGAACUCACACAGGAACGUACAACUCAUGUGGAGCAGCUCACUACCCAACAUGAGCAGCAAAUCAAGCAGCUGGAGUCAAAAUUGGCUGAACUCAGUCAAGAGGUCUUAGCAGUGCAGGAAUGUUACAUUUCUGUUUGCAAGGAAAAGGACAAACUUGAAGAAAACCUUCAGAGCAGGAUAGUGGAAGAGAAGAAACUAAGAGAGAAAGAGCUAAGGAGAAGAGAAGAGACUGAGAUGGCUUUGGAGAGGUUGAAAGCUGAGUUGCUCUCUCAGCACCAGGAGACUGUUACCCAGCUUGAAGCUCAGUGGACUGAAGAGAAGGAGACAGAGGUCCAGAUGCAGGUCGCCAAGCAACUGACCUCAGCCAAGCAGAGCUGGCAGCAAGAAAAGGAAGAGCUGGAGAAGAACUGGGAACUCAGACUAGAGGAAGCUAUGAAGGAGAGUCAAAAAGCCCAAGCUGCAGACACCCAGGAGGGCUCGUCUCAGACAGAUUACCAAGAGUCAGCAGCUCAGAUUUUCUCCAUGGAGCAGUUGGAGGCAAGGCUUGAUGCCCAGAGAGUGGCUCUGCAGCGAGAGGCAGACAGCAAUCUGUCCAAAGCAGUGGAGGAUGCACUGAGGCAGAAAGAGAGAGAACUGCAACAGAAACAUGUGCAGGACAUGACAUUACAGGUUGAAGGUGCUGUGUCCAGGGCUCAUGCUCGCUGGCUCCAAGACCUGACCAGCCUUCCAGAGUACAAAGCCAGCCAGCAGACAGAGAGAGAAAAAUGGGAGGCAGUACAAGAACAAAAUAUUCAAGAGCAAGUAUCUUCAGCAAUAAAAACAGCAGAAGACAAAUGGCAGAAGGCACUCAGUGAAAAACGCAAGGAGCUAGAGGACUAUGUGAAACGAAACCAAGAGCUUCAGGACCAGGUGCGCUCUCUGAACACACAGCUAGAACGUUCCAGUGAGGAGCACACUGCUCUCCUGAAAGCUGAGCUCUCUGCAGCCAGAGCCAUGUGGAGCAAGGACAAGCAGCAGGAGGUCUCCUGCCUGAAGAUGCAGCUGAAGGCUCAGCUGGAGAAAAAACUAGAGCAGGCUCGGGAAGAGGCCUUCAGACAAGGCCAGGAAGACCUACAGAAGACCCUGAGGAGCAAGGAGGAAAGCUGGAGGAGUCAGCAAGAGAUCAGGUUGCGGGAAGAGCAGCAGCAAGUCAGAGAAGAUGUUCUGGCUGAGAUAAAGGAGGUGCUGAAGGAGAUUCAGGACCUGAGCAGAGGGGGAGCUGAGGAGCGAGGCAGCAGGGAAGGUGGUCUAAGAGCCAAACUGAAAGACAUGUGCAGGGAUGCACUGUAUAAAGCUGUAGCCCACAGCAGGCAAGAGUGGGAAAAGAGCAGUGAGGAUAAGUUGAGACGUGUGCUGAAGGAAACCCAAGAGCAACAUGAGAAGGAGCUUGGUCAAAUACGUAGCACGAUGGCCCAGGGGAAGGAAGGGGUGUGUAACAGUAAGGGCUGUACUGAAAGUGUGGCCAAGCUCCAAAAGAAGAAUCAGGACCUUCAGAGGCAUCUGGAAAAGGCCUGCCGCCAGCUUCAGCACACUGUCAGAGAGCACAAGAGCACUUUGCACACCUUGAAGGAAGAACAUGAUGAAACCCUACGCAAAGAGAAGGAAGCCCAUACAAAAGCGCUUGAGAAGGUCAAACUGUCAGCAUGCAAAGAAUCAUGUGGUGCAGACAAUCAAAAUCUCCAAGCUGGCCUUGAAGAAAUGAAAGAGCAAUAUAUGAAAGCUGUACAAAAAAUCAGAGGUGAUAUGCUGCGUUACCUGCAGGAGAGCAAAGAGCGGGCUGCUGAGCUGAUCAGAGUGGAGGUCCUGAGAGAGAGGCAGGACACGGCCCGGAGGAUGCGCAGGUACUACCUCACAUGCCUGCAGGAGCUGCUGGAGGAGGGAGGCCAGACCACUGGGGCCGAGAAGAAAAUCAUCAAUGCUGCCAGUAAACUGGCUGCCAUGGCCAAAGUACUAGAGACUCCUGUAGCCAAAAAGAGGCUUCAGAGAAAUCAGAAUGUUCAAGAUCUCUCACUGAAUGCAGAGACUUCUGCUAAUGACCAUGCUGCCAAAGUAUCAGCUGCUGCCUCAAGCCAAAGCCUGUCUUUCAGAACUGAGUCCCGGGAAAAUUGCAAGAAUGAGCAAACCCAUCAGAUCUGUUCCGUCACUGAAUUGGAGUGUGCAACCCAAAAAUCCAAGCUGAGAGGAAUCGCACCUGCAGGCGAGGUCACCCAGCUGGACUUCAAAAAAUCAGUGAGGGCAGAUGGUGGUAAAGGCCCUGAAGUGACUAAACAGGUUACCCCAGUGUCUCCCCUCUUGUGUAAUCCUAAACCGCCUGGUGAUUUUGCAUCAUACACCACACAUAUUGAUGUUGUUAGCAAUGCUAAUGUUACAUUCAGGAAGCAGAGUAGAGAGAUGUACCUCAUGGGAACAGAAUCGGGAAAAGCCAAAGAGCGUUUGACCCCUCAGGUGGCUGUUGAGCCUUUCUUGAUUGAAGAGGCACCAGUACGAGACAAUGGCCAGAGCGACUGGAGUUUGUCCAGUAAUGGCUCCACCUUUACCAACAACAUUCACCUGACCACCUCCUACCCCAGCAAAAAUGCAGAGCCUGUGAGGCCGUUCUCUCUGUUGAACCCCUCUGUAGACGAUCUGGACUUUGGAAGCUGUUUAGGUGAUAACUCUGAUGUAACUGUUUACAAAGAGAUUGUUAAAAAGCCAUCGUAUGUGAAACCCAAGCAGCGUGCAGGCCUUAAAUCGACUAAGAGCAGAGAGCCAACCCCAGGCUCUGAGGGAGAGAAGAUCCAUAGACUAUGUCCUAAGAGUUUAUUCUCAGAAUUGAAAAUCUGCCAGCAGGACAGUGGGUUUGACAGCCCUUUGUCGCUGAUUCAGAAAUAAAAUGGUGUCUGCUUGUCUGUUCAAAUGUUUUAUCACUGUGCUUUGACUGAAUAUUCAUAUGUAUUUAUGUUUUUUUUUUCUUUUUUUACUGCAAUGAGAUUUUUAUAAUUAAAGUUUACUAGCCUGCUAAAACA
Messenger RNA from Colossoma macropomum (tambaqui), 5236 nucleotides. RefSeq names its product centrosomal protein 152 (gene cep152). The transcript is spliced from 29 exons. The record is from RefSeq and is a predicted model, not a curated record. Gene Ontology annotation, biological process: centriole replication. Bases 69 to 5102 code for a protein of 1677 amino acids. Gene Ontology annotation, cellular component: centrosome. NCBI's taxonomy places the organism in Eukaryota, Metazoa, Chordata, Actinopteri, Characiformes, Serrasalmidae.